CAAUAUGAUAUAACCACUUCUUUCUAUCAAAACUCUGGAAUGCUCUCCCGUUACUAUAGUAAAAAGUCUAUUUCCCUAGACAAUAACAGAAAAUGAUAAUAACCUACUCCCAACAAAACCACUCCACCAGCAAAUCUUAGAAAGAUAACUUCAUAGAGAAAGAAUAAAAGCAGCAGAAGAAAUAAAUGUAUUUCUUCAUCAUCAGUGACCAAUAUUAACUUAAAAUACAUAAGAUUUUCGUUCAAUUAUACGAAUCUACAAAACAAAGUAAAGUAAAGUAUUUAUUUUCACCUUAGAUGCAAAUAAAAAGAAUAUUUUCUUUAAGAGGAAGAAGGAAUAAACAUAGCCAUCAUCCCUUUUUUGGUCUAUCAGAGUGACCCACCUAGAGCAUAAGUUAGUACUCUCUUAAACCAUUUCCCCACUUGAACAAAACUUAAAACCACAGUGACAAAAGAAGCAUUAUUAUUUUUUUUUGUAUAAAUAUCAAACAAAUUAAAUAAGAAAAGCAAACAGUUUUUCCCUUGGAAAAAAAGUUGUAAGUUGAAAAUAAAGAGUCCAUAGAAAUCAAGAAGAGAUCCCCCUAUCUCUUUUCCCCUUUUUUAGUAAGCUUCCCCUGUGGAAUUCGGGAUCCUGUGGUUUCAAAAGAGACGGGUCACUCAAUUUUCUCCCCUCUUUCGCUUAUAACUAGAUUCGCCAACUGGCUUUCUUCUGUUUUCCCCCCUGACACCCCUUUUCAAAUUCCUUAUAAGUAGCCUUCAUUUGAAACAUCUUUCAACAAGUGAAAGCCACCCUCCCAUCUUCCACUAAAAUAUAUCCUCGAUCUCCUUAUAUAAUUUCCUCUCGAGCUCGAGUCUCAUAUAGAACAAUGGCAUCAGGCUCUAUAAGCUCAAGCAGGAAUAUAAACUCAUCAUGGACCGCAAAACAGAACAAGCAAUUCGAGAGGGCUCUAGCUUUGUAUGACACGGAUACCAAGGAUCGUUGGCAGAAUGUUGCCAGGCUUGUCGAAGGAAAAUCAGCUGAUGAAGUUAAGAGGCACUAUGAGAUCCUACUUGAGGAUCUCAAUCGGAUUGAGGCAGGUCGUGUCCCCAUUCCUAAUUACAGACAAUCUUCCGGAAACUCAAUGAAUUUCAACCAAGAGCAAAGGCAUCCCAGGUAUCUCAGGUUGCAUUGAAGUCCUAACUCCAAGUGCAACGACUACGAUUUUGUCUGGAGCAGCCUUUUAAGUUCCUUUAUCCUUUUCCUGCAACUGCAGUUUGAAUGGUAUUUCUUGGCCACGGUUGUUGUAAUGUUGUAUCAAUGUGUAUCAUAGAACUACGAUUUUCUAGUGACUUGAUUUUAUGAAACUUGCAUUCUAUCCUUGGUA
Molecule: messenger RNA, 1363 nt
Organism: Spinacia oleracea (spinach)
Lineage: Eukaryota; Viridiplantae; Streptophyta; Magnoliopsida; Caryophyllales; Amaranthaceae
Product: protein RADIALIS-like 3
Exons: 2
Coding region: 866-1171 (101 amino acids)
Molecular function (GO): DNA-binding transcription factor activity
Source: RefSeq, a predicted model, not a curated record